CUUCCAAACGCAUUCUCUUGGCUAGCAUCACCAUCCUUGCAACCAUGGACAUUUCGGGAAACGCAUUGGUCGUUGGCGGGGGCAGCGGCAUUGGUAGGGCGUGUGCCAUCCUCUUUGCGAAAGAAGGCGCCGCCGGAGUUCUGGUUGCCGAUGUUAAUCUCGAGGCGGCAACUGAGGUCGCAGCCGAGUGCAGAGCUGCGGCUACAAACGAACAGUUCCGUGCCGUGGCGGUCCAUGUCGACAUUACCCAAGAAGAUUCGGUACGAACCGUCAUGGCUCUCAUGGCCGAGAUCUUCGGGCGUAUGGAGUACUGCGUGAACUGUGCCGGGAUCGGGGCCCAAGAGGGUGUCGAUAUCGCGGGGAUUUCAUUGGCCGAGUUCCAGAGGUUCCUCGACGUGAACACCACCGGGAUGUUCCUGGUAACGCGGGAGGCAUCUAUCCUCAUGCGGGCCCAGGAACCCUUGCCCGUCUCGAUCUCUUCGCCUGGCAGGGGUGUCUCGCGCGGCUCCAUAGUCAACCUAGGCUCAGGGUGUUCCGUGAUCGCCACGCCCGGCAUUCUCCCCUACACCACUUCGAAACAUGCAGUUCUCGGUUUGUGCAAGAACAGCGCGCUCGAUAAUGCACCUUAUGCCAUCAGGGUCAACUGCGUCUGCCCUUCGUGGACUGACACACCCAUUGUUCGGCGAGCCAUGGACGGCGUGGAAGGUCUGGCUAAGCUCAUCGAAGCUGCCGUUCCCAUUGGCCGGAUGGCAUUGCCGGAGGAAGUUGCGGAUGCCGUUAUCUUUCUGAGCAGCCCGAGAUCUAGCUAUGUGACUGGCUGCGGCUUCAUCAUCGAUGGCGGCACCACUGUUACCGCAAUGCGAUAGAAGGAGUCCAGAUUGUUUCUCGGUUCAACGUGGGUAGCUAGGCGGCAGUUGUCUUCGAGGGUUACAAAUGUCGUAGCGGCUGGGCCAGAGGGGGUGCACUACACAGGUAAGACAAGCUAGGGAAGCAGAUUCAAGAAUACACGUCCAUCUUCGCCUCUUUUUGCCGCGUCCGCUUAACAGCCGAAGCAAAGAUUAGACGGCCAUCUAUUCUCUUAGGAUGGAAAGUAUCUGGGUAUAUAUAUUAAAGAAAAC
Sodiomyces alkalinus F11 is the source of this 1118-nucleotide messenger RNA. RefSeq names its product NAD(P)-binding protein. Bases 45 to 866 code for a protein of 273 amino acids. The record is from RefSeq and is a predicted model, not a curated record. Lineage: Eukaryota; Fungi; Ascomycota; Sordariomycetes; Glomerellales; Plectosphaerellaceae. The transcript is spliced from 4 exons.